This is a messenger RNA of Solenopsis invicta (red fire ant), 10053 nucleotides long. RefSeq lists its product as uncharacterized. The record is from RefSeq and is a predicted model, not a curated record. NCBI's taxonomy places the organism in Eukaryota, Metazoa, Arthropoda, Insecta, Hymenoptera, Formicidae. The coding region runs from base 93 to 4475 and encodes 1460 amino acids. Gene Ontology annotation, cellular component: nucleus. The transcript has 5 exons.
GGCGGUCGGCGCGCGCCGCCGCCGGCAAGCGCGAUCGCCAAUCGGUGGGCGCGUAGUAUCGCCGCGUCCGGGAUGUCGCUCACGGAACCAAGAUGGCAUCCGAGGACGGUGCGGUUAUCGUGUCAAACGUAGGAUGUGAUGUAAAUAAUACGAACCAGCGGGCAACCGAGCCAGUUGGGACCGAAACAGUGGGUGUUGCGUCAUCCGGUACGGCGUCGCGUACCGUCAUCGAGGAGACGGACAGCCACGCGCGCGAUUCCGCGCGUAAUUCGCCGAGGACGCCCACGGGUCUCCCUGCAGCGUCACCGAUUCACGCGAACACGGAAGGGCACGCGUUACGGAAGAACACGAGCCUCGCGAGCUCGUCUGGUGAUGUGGCUCGACUGCGAGCGAGCAGCGAGCCCGACGACGAAACGCCCCAGCCGUUCACCCAACGGCGCAGCAUGUCUCGCAAUGGUACUGACCUGGAGGACACCGCUCGUCUUCUGGGAGAGCCAGACGGAAGUCCAGAUCAUUGCAACAAUGAUGUAGUAAAACCUGCUAAGGAAUCAAUUGAACACAUUGCACAUAUUGAUUCUACACGUAACAACGAUACAAUGUUAUCUGGAGACGCAUUAUCCACAAAAACAAAAUUAGAAGGAUGUAUUCUCCAACAGAAUUUUUCCAACAAUACACCACAGUUGGGAGAGAGUCCACAAAGUAAUGGGGAAGUGAUCAGUAGCCCGAGAAGUCCUGAUUAUCCUCCGAGAGUUUCUGUCAGUCCUCAUCCUUGUAGUCCAGAUACAACAUUUCCCAUCAGUAUGAUGUCGGUCAAUUCUACAGUUAUUAUGGACACAGCAAAAUAUAACGAAGAGAACACUGAUAACGCCGCCACAUGUUUAGAUAAAGUAACUGAGAAUCUGUUUUGUCCAAAAUCACCGAAAAAGAUAAACGAUUCACAAGUUGGUAUUACAAAAAUAUCAAGCAAGCAACAAGACACUACCGAACAAGAAAACAUUGCAAACAGAGAAUUGACGGCAGAGCUUAUUGAAGUUAAAAAGGAACCCGUAGAUUCGCAGGAAGAGCCUCAAACGAUUAAAUCCGAAUGGAUAGAAGAUGGUUUCUCGGCAGUGGAGUCGGAUAGAGUGGAGUUGGCAACAGCAUCCCAAGACAAAUCUGUAGAUUUCGUUGCUAAUCCAUCUUCCAGUUCGCAUUCAAAAAACUAUUCGUCUUCGAGAGAGAAACGCUCGAAGGAAGACAGACGAUAUUGUUCACGAUGUCACAAACGCAAAGGAAUAAAAAGAGCGAGCAUUGGUGUACAAUGCAAACGGGAUCGUCACGUUUUGUCUUCGUUAAGCAGCAAGGUUCUUCCUUUCUCGAAAACAGUCAAUGAAAACCUAAGGUUAAAUCUACAAACAAAAAACUACAAGACGCUAAACAAUCCAGUAACGAAAAGAGAAUUGCUGGAAGGCCUAAAGUACAAAAAGUUCAUCCAUAUAGAAACAUAUCCUAAUGGCGGUGCGACAGUUGUCCAUAUGUUUCAGGAUGAGAUUAGUACUUUAACAAAUGAACAAAUGCAAGAAUUGGCACAGGAGUACUUCAAAGUGGUUUUUGGUGAAGAUGAAAGUGGAAAUGCUCAUCACGUUAUGGGUAUAGUACAUAAUGCAGCUGCAUAUCUACCUGAUCUUUUGGAUUACAUGGCGAAUAAUUAUUCCACAUUGACUGUAAAAAAUGGCGUAUUGGGUAGAAACAGCGAUAUAGAAACAACAACAAUGGCUCAAUACAAAGACCAAGUUUGUAAAGCUUAUAGUAACGGCACUAUUAGAUACGGGCCGUUGCAUCAAAUAAGUCUGGUGGGUACUGUUCAUGAAGAAGUUGGUGGAUAUUUUCCAGAUCUAUUGCAAAAACUGGAAGAGAACCCAUUUCUAAAAAUGACGAUGCCUUGGGGACCUCUGUCCGUCGUAAAGAUGGACACGCCGCAAGAAUCAAACGAUGGCCCUAUUUUGUGGAUUCGACCAGGCGAACAACUAGUACCAACAGCAGAUAUAAACAAAAGCCCAUAUAAACGACGUAGGACGGGUAUUAAUGAGUUAAGGAAUUUGCAGUAUCUACCACGACUCAGUGAGGCUCGAGAGUAUAUGUUCGAGGAUCGUACAAAGGCACACGCCGAUCAUGUCGGUCAUGGAUUAGACAGAAUGACGACAGCGGCAGUCGGCGUGCUGAAAGCCGUCCACGGCGGUCAGACUUCUCAAUACAACAGGAUCACAAAGGAUGUCGUAGCUUUUUAUGCAGGUGACUUUACUGAACUUGUCGAAAAAUUGCAAUUGGACUUGCAUGAACCGCCGAUAUCGCAAUGCGUGCAGUGGGUGGAGGACGCAAAGCUGAAUCAGUUGCGUCGACAAGGUAUCCGUUAUGCCAAGAUAAAUCUUUAUGACAACGAUAUAUAUUUUCUACCACGCAACAUCAUCCACCAAUUCAGGACAGUUUCGGCUGUCUCGAGUAUCGCUUGGCACAUCAGACUGAAGCAGUAUUACCCAGAAUCGCAACACAGUACGAGCAUCAGACACAUUCGCGUAGUAAACGAAUCCGCUCAUCGUAUCAAGGAGAAAAAGCCUUUGGAAGCUGUCGGUAUAGGCGACGAGCAGAAGGAGAAUACGAAUCGGCAGCGUGUAGAGCAGAAAUUGACGAUCGAUUCUUUGGAGAAGGCGAAGGAAAGGGCGGCCGAAUAUCAGGGUAAUCUGAAAAAAUCUGAUCAGCAUGGAAAGCAUCGCAAGAGUCGACAUCACUCCAGACAUUCGUCGCUUAAACGAAAGGACAAAGAAGAUGGUAGUGAUAAUCAGUCAUCAGAUCCAUUUAGCACUAAAUCAUCCAAGAGUGAAACCACCAAUGAGCAGAAACAAAGCAACGAUAAGAGAGACGAGAAGAGAUCCGAGAAAAAACACAAGGAUCGCCGUCGCAGCAGCGAGAAAUCGAGCAGUCAUCACACACACAGUAGCAGCAGCAGCAGCUCUGAGACCUGUCACUCUUGUAAAAAGAAAAAAUAUGACAGCAACGGUCACAAAUUAGAACAUCGUUGUAGUCAUCAUGAGAGAUCCAGCAGUAAAGGUAUGUCGAGUAAAGAAAGCGUUGCCAGUGUAGUAGAAGCGGGAAUGGUCUCCAAGUUCGAUAGUUCGUCUUCCUUGAAAGAGACUAAGAGACGAUUGAGUAGCUCAGAAUUGUCUGCGUCAGUAGACGUACCUGGAGCCGGAGAUUCUUCUCCGAUUAUUCUCGAGGAAGAAUUACUGAUGCAGCGGCAAACCGUUGCCAAAACGUAUGCUACCGAGGUUGUAGAUAGAGCAUUGGAGAUAGCUAUUUACAAAUCAAAGACUGAUGUCGAGGAGGUAUGCCAGUCGUUACGCGCCGAAGUUUCGGAAGCGUCGAAAGAGGUGUUGGAAAAGAUUCAUAAGGAAAGUUUCGAAAUCGCUGAACAAUGGUUUAAAGAUGACACUGUGAAAUUGGAGAGAUACCGCCAAUUGCUUGAAAUGGAAACCGUGUCGGCAUUCACAUCGAAAAUGGAAUGCGCGACGGAAAAUGCUGUUAAGGCACUGAUUGAAAUGGCGGAAGACGAGGCGAAGGAGAGAGCGAAAAACGAGAAAACUGGCGACUCUACAACUGACGGUAAUCCAUGCAACGAGAAUUCGGCAGCGACGUCGACGACAACCGUUGUCUCUUCUUAUUCCUCGUCCGUAAUGUCCUCCACAUCUCCGUCUACCGAAAACGAAAGACACAGCAAUAGUAGAAACGGCAGCAGCGAUGAGAAUUCGCCGAAACCGUCCGAAUCUCACGGCACAGCGCACUCGAAAUCAAAAUGCAGUUGUAGGGACGAAAAGGAAUGCAGAUGCAGAGAACGAAGACACAAGAAGAGAAGGGACCACGAAAGACGGGAACGAAAGCACGAUCGACAUCACCAUCGGAGUCCCACUCAGUUGAAAUCCGAUUGCAAAGCAUCCGAUGACGUCAACAAGGAUGACGUUCUAAACAUCUCCGGGCUGUCGCACGCUUACUCCGUCGUCGAAAAAUCGGAGCGGAUAAGUUCGAAGAACGUCGAGAAAAAGUCAGAGGAGAGGAGAAAGAAAUGCCAUUGCGAUCAUCACUGUACUCACAGGCACGGAGAGAAGAGAUCUUCCGGCAGUAACAGCGGCAAGGACAGUCACGCGACGUCGAGUCGUUCCCACUCUUCAAGCUCUAAACAUAAGAGAAAGUCCAGCUCGUCCAGCGAGCACAAGGAAACGAAGAGACCAUGUUUGGAGAAGGACUCGAGCGUGCGAACCUCCGAAUCGAGUGCGCAGCUGAGCAGCAUGGUAAGCGCGACGACAGUAACAACAACAACAACAACAACGACGAUGACGACGACGACAACGACGACGACGACGACGACGACGAUGACGAUCGCAACAGCAACAACGACUAAUUCGACGCAUUUGUCGCAGACGAACACUAUUGUGUCGACCACGUGAAAAGGUGAUGUUUUGGCAACUGUAGUACAAUCCGUUCGUUAAAGGCGCGAAUCUACGCGCGGCGGAGCGAAACCGGUGUUUGUUACUUGAGCGCUAAGCGUGAAUUCUAAUCGUAUUUUCACCCCGUGCGUCUGAACACGCGAGAGGAUAGGAAUGACGGGAUAAAUUAUAGACUACGGGAGAUGUACUCUUACCAAAGUAGAGAUCGCCGUGUUUCAAUCCAAAGACGAGAGAUAGGACCUUUACUUGAUUGAAAGAGUGCUACCUUCAUCCUUCUUCCCGUGGCUACACAUACAUACAUUUUAACACAAGACACGCAUACCGCCUUAGUCUCGAAAAGAGAAGUUAACAAUACGAAAAAAUAGUAUUGUUCUCUAGAAAGUACAUAUACACCUGCAUACACACACACACACACACACACCCACACACCCACACCCAUCACUCAUACAUAUACACUUUUCGAAACAGGAUCGCAAAAAUUAUUUUGCUACGAAAGAAAUCUGGACGUCUCAUAUACUGCUGACAGAAUUAAAACUAAUAUUUAUAGUAUAGACGACCAAAUGAGCGGCGUAAGAAAAGGGAAUUUGUACAAAUUUGUGAUCGUGAAAAUUAAUCCCAGUUAAUAUGACGGAGCUGUGUACUUGUACAUAGAUUAAAAUAUUUCCUUUUCUGAGAAUCAUAUCUCACCACGCGAAGAGCUCGUUUAAGUUAUUUAUAUGUGUUAUUCUAUGCGUAAAUUAUUUAUGAUGAUUUUUAUUGGCCAUUCUGCGCUAACAUAAAACCAAGUUCAUGGAAACUUGAUCACGAUUUCCCAGUCGAUGCGGCCGUACUCUUUUCGUGCGAUUCUUAAUAGCACAAUUAUGAUUGUGCUAUUAAUUAUAAUCGAAUGUUUUUAUGUCUUAUAUAAUACAUGGAUUAUCUACGUAUUAUGUAAGAUAAAAAUAUUCAUUUAUAUUUCAUAUAGAUAUGUAGAAUUGUAGAAUGUUUUGAGAGAUGUGAAACAUCUAUAUAAAAUGACAUUUAAGGUACUGAGUAUAGAAUAGGAAAGACAUUUUUGCACGUGACUUUACGUUUCGUAUACACAUCGCAAAACUGUCGCGAUAAGUUAUUGAUUUGAUAAUAUCACUUAUAUUAUCUAUUGAGAGUUUAUCUUACCCAGUAAUAACUACGAGAAUAUCUUAACGCGCUAGUUGGUGGAUAGUACUAGGUAUCACCGAUCCCUACUUCUUUUCACAAGGGGCGUAAAAUAAUAUAUUUGAGUUGCUCGGGUCUCUUUUUUUCUUUUUUUUUCCUCGUUAAGUCAUUGAAACCGCACUAACAGACACUUACAAACUCAUUGCCUUCGCAGAUAAAAAUGAUUUGACAGUGAAACGGAUAUCGUAAAUGUUAUUGAUAUUUUCUCUAUUCGAAUAUACGACAGGAACCUUUAAAAAAGAGUUGAUUUACAUGUUUUAAACGAUCGAUGAUUUCUACGAGUGCCGUUUGAACAGUACAGAAAAAAAAAUUAAGUUUUACGGAAUCUUGACAGAAAGCAUUGUAUAUAUUUAAUGUGCCUCGCGUUUGCGACAGUAAAUUUCUUUCUUCCAUUAUUGAAUACUCUGCCACAUGUUUUGUUACAAUAGUGUACAUACACAGUAAUGAUUUAUAUUAUUCGCCGUAUACUUUAUUUUGUAAGUUCGUUAUAUUAAUACGACAUACGUUUACUCGUACGACUCUAAGAUAAUGAUAUGAGAGAGAGAGAGAGACAUUAAUAUAAAUGUCGACGUAUACGUUGUGUUACGCUUUCGUUAUACAUGUAAACCCGUUUCAAACAGCUAACAUAGUUCCAUCUCAUUCUCACUUCCUUAUUAUAUUAGUUUACAUUAGUUUUUUCGUUACGUUACAUUUUUAAUGCACAGAAACAGAAGGCUUGUAAGUCGAGAAAUAAAAAAAGAUUUAAUAUGAUUUUUAAUUGACAACUGCGUUAUCUUGAAAUAAUUUCAAGCGCAGAUUUUUGUUGCAAUGUGACUUCUCAACAGAUAAGUUUGUGUAGCGUUCUUUUUUUUAUUUUUUCACAAAAGAAGCCGAGAACGGUACAAGUAAAAAGAUAAGAAUGUAUUUAUACUGGGUAAUAGAGUACGACGAAAGUGUACACAGAUAACAGGUGCAUAUGUCUAGUAAUCUGCGGCAGAGGAUACGCGCGAUCUACUGUGUAAAAUCGUUUGAGCGUAACGUUAGAAUGCGUGUAAAAUUGCAUAAAUUCUAGUUCCAUAGAAUCGUAGGUGCCUAAAGUCAGCAAUGAUCCAAUAAGAUCGUCAAAGGUGAAUCUAUUCGCCCACAGAAAGACUUCUUUGUAGACACUUUUCUAUCCCGGAGACCUUUUCCGAAAGUUCGUUUUCAUGCAUCGUCGCACGAGACGCACAUGUUUUUCGGCGGAUUGAGACUGACGAACGAGAUGAGGAAGGAAAACUCGCGCGAAUGAGAAAAAUUCAAAAAUCGCGAAAUUCGACGAACGACAAGCGGAUAAUUAAUUAAGAAAAAACACCAAACGGUGCGUCCCUAAGAUAAAAAGGACCAAAUUGAGAACAGAACGAUCCGUGCAUGUGUCCCUCCCUUAAGGGAGGCUGGGAUCAAUCGGCAAUUACUUUUUUGAAAUUCGCGAGUCAGGAUAGAAUUCUGCUCUUACGAUUGAGCCCAAACUUCCCUCAACUAUAUUCACUUGAAACUAAAUCAUAGGUGCUGGAUACUGAAUAUGCCACUCGAUAUUUUAAGGUGCCUUCGCUCUGUUCGUUGCAGUGAACUGUACCGGUAAUCACCGAUCAUUUACCCGAUCUAUAAAGAUAAAUCUUCAUUUUCACGUGCGUGUGUUUACGUAUGUAUGUAUGUAUGUAUGCGUAUGCGUAUGCGCGUGUAUAAGUAACCUGUGUAAAUUUCAAUUAGCAACGACUAACACGAACGUAUCGACGUGUUGCUUUCGCUCCCGAAACGUUUCAUCGCGCACGCAAUUUUUGAGAAAGAGAGGGAGAAAGAGAGAAAUAAAGAGAGGAAGAGCAACAAUAAGCAAAUUUUCUUUCACGAAAAAAAACUUGUAGAUUGUACAGGAAACAUCUGUGUAAAUAAUUGUAAGAUACUGAAGUUAUAGUUUAGGUUUAGGUCGUUGAAAAGUCUCGUUGUCUCAAAAGACACAAUUAGACUUUCUUCAAAAAUUCCGACUGUAGUGCGAAUAUUAAAUUAAGAGAACCGGAAUACACGACGAAUUAGUGGAAACGCUUGUUUAAUUGUAGAGGACUAAGGACUGGAUUGAAACUAGAAGGGCAAACUGAUAAAAUUUUUAGAAUAAAUAUAGCUGUUUCGAUACUCUUUUGAAAAUCUGUAAUAUAUGUGACAUAAACUGUAGAUUUUCAAUACUGGCAGGGUCUAUCGGAACACAGCCUAUCUGGAGCAGAAUUUAGGCUCAAAUUAAGUUCAUAUUAAUUAAGAGCACAGGGGACAGAGUUGAAAAAUCAAAAGAGGUAUACUUUGGCCCUUCUAGUCUUGCCAAGAAUUACAUGGAAGAGAUAAAGAGAUAUUCGCAAAAUUUCUUUUUAUCGAAAUAGAAAUGACAAAAUCUGCGACUAUACAUCUAUUCUUUGUAUUGCCGUACUUUCAUUGUACAACUUUCUUCCAUUCUUCCUUCAAGGGGCCUGACAUACGUGCUCUUUAUUUUAAAGUGUAAUGAAGUACCACUAAAGACAAAAGAAUAGGAAGAAUCGCUUAAUUGACGAAUAUAUCAAUAAUUUAGCGAUUCUUCUUAUUCUUUUCUCUUUUAGCAUCUUCGUGGCCUUCGAUUUCCGUGUUUAGAAGUAAUAUUUUUUUGUCGAUAGAUCUACGUUGUUGAAUCAUCAGCUAAACGAAGAGUGGAAUCACACCGUGUGAUCGAUUUUCUGUCAUUAAACGAGGUUUAGCUCGAUGAAACGUGAAUCCAGCAUUGACGACAACCGCGUUCUCUUUCAUUCGAGCGGGAAAAAAAAAUAGUAUAGUACUCACGAAGCGAAUUCAUUGGCCGGUUUGAUCAACUUUUCUCACAUUAAAUCGUACGAUAUUUUAGCAAUUACGAGAAACGUGUACAACAAAAGUGAAAAACUAACAAACUGUAAAACGUUUCAGAGUCAUAAAUGUUAUAUUGUAUUACAUAGGACGAUUGUGAAAUUCGAUCGUAGCAUAUUCUUAUCGUUUUAUUAAAGAGUCAAAAACAAAAUAUGCAACAUUGAUUGAUAAGAAUUUGAGAGAUAUUGAUCAAGUUAGCCACAAUACUUCGUUUUGCAAUUAACUUUUUAUAAGUAUACCUUACACCAUGCGUAUAUAGAAUAGAUAUUGCGAAAUGGGCUAAACGAUGUCGUGGAAAAUCAAUCUUUGCUUUUAAUUGAAGAAACAUUAACAGGUAUAGAGUGUUAAUUAGUUUUUAAAUGUGUAAGCGAGAAAUACGUUUUGCAAUACUUAGAAAUCUAAAAGGGCGGAAUUAUAAUUUAUCCCACUUUAUGAUAAUCUCUCUUUCUCGUCCUCUCUAAUCUGCUGCAGAUCGCCGAUCCCCGCAACUCACCCCUAGCUCGAAAGUACUUUCAGUUUCGAUAAUCGCCUCGCUGGUACGAAGGACCGAUCCCUCAGAGUCGCUGUUGGUCGCACGGCGUUGUGUAAAAAGGAAAGAUAAAAAGAGACGUAGACCUGCAUAUAAAGAUAUUAUGUAAAAAAAAAAAAUAUGACUCCCCCUGCGGCGCAGUGGGGACCCUGGGGGAACAGGAGAACGAGAGGCGGCGACUUUUCGCAACAUGCACCGAAAUGCAUCCCGCUCAAACGGGAAUUGUAAUCGCUUUGUACAUUUCUGUAAAUAUACCUCUAGACACUCGGUAUGUACGGAGCGAUGCGACGACGGGCCGGGACGUAAACGAAACGUUGGAACAGGACGCGAGAAGCGACGUGCAACGGACGAUGGCGAGAGAGAUGCCAAUCGCGUUUGAUAUUGAGAAAAAGAGGAGUGAAGGAGUAGCUGUGUCGAAGACUGCAGAAAUUGAUUGCUACGAAUCGCGAUUCUCUUGAGCAUUCUCAUCCAAUUUCAGAAUUAUGCCAACUAAUAAUCGGAUUGGCCACGGAUGUAGAUUUACAAACUUGGAAAAAAAAAUCUGUAGAAAGUGAGCAUAACUUACAAGUAGCGUUUUUCUCUCUCCGUUUGUUUCUCGCUCUUUGUAUCUUGCGUGCGUAUCGUCUCCCGACUCGACGAUCGAAUGUUCGCUCGUAAAAGGAAAAUCAAUGUAGAGGGAGGAGGAGGAGGAAGAGGAGGACGACAGUACGCGGUAGUUAGCGCAUUGGAGGUUUAAUUAUCGCUAUCGAGCAUUAUAUAUACGUGUACAUAUAUGUAUACGUAUAUAUAAAAACUGCUAUUAUUCUAUUAUCUCAUAUACACGAUAUAUAUUUGCGUUGACCCGUGAGGAAUCAUAAAAGAAAUAAGCAUAUAGUUAUAAAAUAUAAAUAUCGUAGCGUUUAGUUUUACAUAUUAUACCCGUCACACGUGUAGAAGUCGCAUUCCAACGUCUAAGUUUUUAAUGAAACAAAUAAAUUACUUUGG